AUGUCGUUGGUUGUACACAAUGAUCGGAGAUCAUCCUUGCAGAAUCGAAAAUUGUCCGCCCUAAGAUUAUCUAACUCUCGCCGUACCCCUAUCUAUACUGUCAAGUUUAAUGACAACGCAUCUCUAAUUGCAUCGGCCGGAGAUGACCACGAUAUCACUAUCUGGAAUACUGAUUCAAUUGUUCCGGGUGAUUUUUCCGCUGAUUUCACUAAUGGUACUCCAGUUGAUUAUCAUUAUCUUCCUUCCGUGCAUAAAUCUGCCAUUACGUAUUUGGCCUGGUCUAACGUCUCUCCGUCUUUACGGCUCUUUACAGCUUCGGCUGAUUCAACUGCGGCUCUCCUGGAUCUUUCAAAAGCUCAGAAAAUUAAAACUUUCAAGCACUCCGGCAGUGUCAACCAGUUGGCAGUCUCUAAAAGAGAUCUUUUGGUCACGUGCUCAGACGACGGUUCUGUCAAGUUAUGGGACAUACGUUCCAAGUUCCCGACGGCUCAGAUAUCUACAAAAUAUCCAGUUCUAACAUGCUGUGUCGACUAUGAUGAACAAGGGAUCUUCUUUUCUGGAAUCGAUCCGACUAUUCACUGUUACGAUCCUAGGAAUAUGGAUAAACCACUUUGGGAAGAGAUGAGCCAGUCUAAUAACGUCACCUCCCUUUCGCUCUGUCCUGACUCGUCAGAGUAUCUUGUGAGCAAGUCAAUAGACGGGAGUAUCAAGUACUUUGAUUCCAGAUUCAUUGCUCUCUCCUCUGUUCACAGUCGCGCCAAACCAUACAUUUUCGAUGGAUCUGAGGCUUCCCCUGAAGACUGGCUCAUCAGGUCGCUGCUCGUCAAAGAUGGACAAGGAGCAUUGCGGGUCAUCAGUGGUUCUAACGACGGUUGUGUCUAUUUAUGGGAUUUUGCUAGUAGAAAACUUGUUGCCAGGUUGGAUGGCCAUAUUGGUAGCUCGUUCGAUGUUGAUUACAACCAGAAAUCUGCACGUCUUGUCAGUUGUUCCCAGGAUGGAAGUCUUAUACUUCGGGAUUUCUAG
This is a messenger RNA of Brettanomyces nanus, 1023 nucleotides long. RefSeq lists its product as uncharacterized. The record is from RefSeq and is a predicted model, not a curated record. Gene Ontology annotation, molecular function: protein binding; RNA binding. Bases 1 to 1023 code for a protein of 340 amino acids. Gene Ontology annotation, cellular component: catalytic step 2 spliceosome. The transcript has a single exon. Lineage: Eukaryota; Fungi; Ascomycota; Pichiomycetes; Pichiales; Pichiaceae.